GUUCACUUCCGGGUUGAGCUUCCAGUUGGGGUCGGUUGUUUUGGAGGACAGUUUCAUGGCCCUGGUAACUCGGCUGCUCCCUGCGGGAGCAGCUGCUCUCAGAUCGGGAGGAUUCUUUCAGAAGGCGAGUGUUCAUACGAGCUCGUCGAGAAGCCUGAUGUAUGGCUUCUGGGCCUACAUCCUGGGUGAAAGGAUCCUUCCAAAGUUUAAGACGUACAGUAAAAUCUUCACUGUGGAAGGUAACUUGUCGUCAGGAAAAGGAGCGCUGGCCCAGAAACUGGCUGACAAACUAGGGAUGCUGUACAUGCCUGAAGCUGACACUCAUUACAUGGACAGGGUCAACGGGGAGAAGGAGCCCCUCCAUCAGGAUUUCAAUGGUAUGUGYAGUCUGGAGAAGUUUUACUUGGACCCCAAAGCUCCAGAUGGGAACAGCUACAGGUUGCAGCUGUGGAUGUACCUCAUGAGGCUGAUGCAGUACUCUGAUGCCCUUGAACACUUGCUCUGCACAGGCCAAGGAGUGAUCCUGGAGCGGUCUCAUUUCAGUGACUUUGUCUUCCUGGAUGCCAUGUUUAAACAGGGCUACAUCCGGAAGGAGU
Messenger RNA from Austrofundulus limnaeus, 596 nucleotides. RefSeq names its product NADH:ubiquinone oxidoreductase subunit A10 (gene ndufa10). Gene Ontology annotation, biological process: mitochondrial electron transport, NADH to ubiquinone. Gene Ontology annotation, cellular component: cytoplasm; respiratory chain complex I. Lineage: Eukaryota; Metazoa; Chordata; Actinopteri; Cyprinodontiformes; Rivulidae. The record is from RefSeq and is a predicted model, not a curated record.